Periconia digitata is the source of this 480-nucleotide messenger RNA. Lineage: Eukaryota; Fungi; Ascomycota; Dothideomycetes; Pleosporales; Periconiaceae. The record is from the annotation of a GenBank genome assembly.
AUGUCUAUCCCCGAAACCAUCACCGCGUUGGACAACUAUCCGCCUUUACUCCGCAUACCCUCGGAAAUCCGCCGCGAAAUCUUCAGAUAUGUCUUGCCAUCCUCAACAAGGAGGUUUCUGCUGUAUACCGACUGCGAAUCCACCGCCAUCAGCAAGAAGUGGAAUCGCAAGUGCCGCCCACACCCAGACACGUUGAGCCUCGACAUCCUGCAAACAAAUCGUCUCAUCUACAACGAAUGCCUGUCGAUUCUCUACUCGGAAAAUCUAUUCCACUUCUACGCCUUCAAUUAUCUGCCAGUUUUGGAUUUCAUACGACACUUGAGUCCUGAGGCAAAAAGCUUAGUCAGGAAGGUCCGGCUGACGCCUCUCACGGACAAUCAAGAUGAGGAGCCGGCCAACCACAACGCUUUUUGCACAGUCAUUCACGACUCUCUACCCGGACUAAGUGAGCUACAGGCCGAUCCGCUUGUCUUUUUUUGA